CCCCUGCAGACUUCACAUCAGCCCCCUCGCAUGCCUCCUCUUCCUCCUCCUCCUCCUCCAGGAGCUUCCCGGGCCACCCCGCAGCCGCUGGCCUCCUGGCUCCUGCCCCUCCCCAGGUGCGCUCAGGACUCACCUCCCGCGCAGCUCGACCGGCUGAGCCCACCACCGCGGGCCGCGGUUCAGCUCCGCCGGGCGCCCCAGGCUGCCGAGUCCGCUGGGUCCAACGCGACCGCUGACCCGCAGCGCCGCCGUCUCCCGUCGCCGUAGCCACCGCCAGCUCGGUGCAGCCCAGGCGUUUCCGGGUUCCCGCGGUCCCGUCCCCCAAAUGCUCCGGCUUCCGCCUCGGCUCUGGCAAAUGCCGUUCCCGGCUCGGCUCUGGCAGCCCCCGCUCGGCACUUGGCAGCUCCGUCCCUAAGGCGACGCACCUGGGCUGCUCUGCUGGCAGCCCCUGGUUCCUGCUUCACCGUCGCGUGGAGGCCUGGAGCACUGCUUUCUGCUACACCUCUCUUAGGAGCGCGAGACAGAUAGAGUGACACUCGUCGAGGGCCUCUGCGGGACUGUCUGUUUGCAGAAGGUGCCAAGGUGUCCACUGCGAAAGAAAGGGCAAAGUCCUUUGGGGCAAAGAACCCUGAGAGGAACGGGGAAAUGGAUUUUGAAAGCAAACGAACCCGCUCCUAAAAGUGACUGUCACUGACCUGAAAACAAACCAGAUUAGCUAUGGCAAAGGCUGCCAAUCAACCAGUGGUCUGCAAGAAGGCUUGUUCUUCCACUUCUCCCACCCUGACUGAAAUCUUGAGACUGAGGGAAACCCAGAGCUAUACCACCAAUGGGCCUGGUGUCAUCAAUCAGGAGAGGAAAAAGAAAGCUGGGCCCAGAGGAUUACAGAGUUAUAAGGGACCUACCCCUUCCUGGCUGCAUGGAUUACACCAUUACCUUUUAAAAGUCUUCCAAUGGCUGUGUUGGAAACCCUCUAACUACUGCAGCCCAUUCAGGUGAUGAACAGGCUGAAAUCAGUACUUCAGGUUCAGCUGGGUUAUCAAAUAAACGAACAGGAUUAUCUCUUUUUGUUAACUCAGUGCUGCUAUAAAUUCAGCCUAUGUCUCUUUAUAUUGUAAAUUAUUAAAACCAUGUCCAAGAGAGACAUACUUAGAAAAAAAGUGAGAUUGAAGAAAAAUAAAUAACUGUGUUAGAGUAGAAUAACUGGCUUUAAAAUUUUCUGCAAUACAAUCUUGAGAAAAUUCCUGGACAGUAAAAUACAUAUUAGAUCUUAAUAUAUGUCCAGUUUUUUUGAAACCAAAAUGUGCCUGUUAGAUGAUGAUAACAGCAUGCCUCGUUUUAUUGGGAUUUGCUUUGUUGCUCUUAACAGACAUUGCUUUUCUUUGCUUUUUUGUUUGUUUAUUUGUUUUUACAAAUUGAAAGUUUGUGACAACCUUGCCUCAAGCACAUCUAUUGGUGCCAUAUUUCCAACAGCAUGUGCUCACUUUGUGUCUCUGUGUCACAUAAUAUUCAAUAAUUUUUGCAAUAUUUAAAUUUGUUCAUCAUUAUAUCUGGUAUAGUGCUUUGUGAUCAAUGAUUUUUGAUGUUACUAUGGUAAUUGUUUUGGGGUACUGUUAUGGUUUGGCUGUGUCCCCACCCAAAUCUCAACUUGAAUUGUAUCUCCCAGAAUUCCCAUGUGUUGAGGGAGAGACCUAGGGGGAGAUAAUUGAAUCAUGAGGGCCAGUCUUUCCUGUGCUAUUCUCAUGAUAGUGAGUAAGUCUCAUGAAAUCCGAUAGGUUUAUCAGGGGUUUCCACUAUUGCUUCUUCCUCAUUUUUCUCUUGCCACAGCCAUGUAAGAAAUACCUUUCACCUCCCGCCAUGAUUCUGAGGCCUCCCCAGCCAUGUGGAAACUGUAGGUCCAAUUAAACCUCUUUUUCUUUCCA
Messenger RNA from Macaca mulatta (Rhesus monkey), 1919 nucleotides. The record is from RefSeq and is a predicted model, not a curated record. NCBI's taxonomy places the organism in Eukaryota, Metazoa, Chordata, Mammalia, Primates, Cercopithecidae.